This is a messenger RNA of Penicillium argentinense, 1251 nucleotides long. RefSeq names its product flavohemoprotein (gene fhpA). NCBI's taxonomy places the organism in Eukaryota, Fungi, Ascomycota, Eurotiomycetes, Eurotiales, Aspergillaceae. Gene Ontology annotation, biological process: nitric oxide catabolic process; cellular response to nitrosative stress. The record is from RefSeq and is a predicted model, not a curated record. The transcript has a single exon. Bases 1 to 1251 code for a protein of 416 amino acids. Gene Ontology annotation, molecular function: heme binding; FAD binding; nitric oxide dioxygenase [NAD(P)H] activity. Gene Ontology annotation, cellular component: intracellular anatomical structure.
AUGGGUUCCAUCUCGGGAUUGUCGCCAAACCAACUGCAGCUCAUCAAGGCCACCGUGCCGGUGUUGGUCGACCAUGGCAAGUCCAUCACCACGGUCUUCUACAAGAACAUGCUGGCCGCGCAUCCAGAGUUGAACAAUGUCUUCAACAUGCCCAACCAGGUCAACGGCCACCAGCCGCGUGCGCUGGCCGGUGCCUUGUUCGCGUACGCGUCCAACAUCGACAACCUGGGCGCAUUGGGCCCUGCCAUUGAGCUGAUCUGCAACAAGCACGCCUCGCUCUACAUCAAGCCCGACGACUACAAGAUCGUCGGCAAAUACCUUCUCGAAGCCAUGGGCGAAGUCCUCGGUGAGGCCCUCACGCCGGAGAUCAAGGAUGCCUGGGCUGCCGCCUAUUGGCAAUUGGCCGAUAUCAUGAUCGGACGCGAACAGCAGAUCUACCAGCAGAGCGAAGGCUGGACCGAUUGGCGGGACUUUAAGAUCAUCGACAAGGUCCCCGAGUCGGACGAGAUCACUUCUUUCUAUCUUGCUCCUGUCGAUGGCAAGCCGCUGCCUGCUUUCCAACCGGGCCAGUAUAUCUCUGUGCAGGUCUAUGUUGAUGAGCUGAAGUGUGACCAGCCUCGUCAAUACUCGCUCAGUGAUAAGCCGUCGCCGGAUUACUACCGCAUCAGUGUGAAAAAGGAGAAGGGUCUUGACGCUACAGAGUCGACUGCUGCUGCUCACCCCGGCUACGUCUCCAACCUCCUGCACAACACCAAGAACAAGGGCGAUAUCGUCAAAGUCUCCCACCCGGCCGGCGACUUCUUCUACACCCCGACCGAGGAGAAUCACCCUGUUGUACUUAUUUCCGCCGGUGUGGGUCUCACUCCCCUGACCUCGAUCCUCAACACAUUGACGACCAAGUCGCCUGCCGAGCGCAAACUUCAUUUCAUCCACGGCGCCCGCACAUCCAAGGCGCGCGCUUUCCAGGGCCACGUCGCCGGCCUCGCGAAGGAGUACCCGAAUCUACGGGCGACUUUCUUCACGAGCCAGCCUUCUGGCGAGGACAAGCAGGGCGUGGAUUACGACCACGUCGGACGCGUGGACCUCAGCAAGCUUGAUUCGACCAACGAUCUGUUUUUGGACGAUUUCCAGACUGAAUACUAUAUUUGCGGUCCUGACAAGUUCAUGACUGACACCAAGUCAAGCCUCGAGGGCCUUGGCGUGAAGGCCGAUCGCAUCAAGAUGGAGCUGUUCGGAACUGGCGGAGUCUAA